Messenger RNA from Colletotrichum chrysophilum, 2259 nucleotides. RefSeq lists its product as uncharacterized. Gene Ontology annotation, molecular function: serine-type peptidase activity. Gene Ontology annotation, biological process: proteolysis. The coding region runs from base 1 to 2259 and encodes 752 amino acids. The record is from RefSeq and is a predicted model, not a curated record. The transcript has 2 exons. NCBI's taxonomy places the organism in Eukaryota, Fungi, Ascomycota, Sordariomycetes, Glomerellales, Glomerellaceae.
AUGCGUUCACUCAUUUGGGCCCUGGGCCUUUCUGGCACCGCUGCAGCAGCAGCUGUCAGUACCACAGUUGCCAACGACCACCACGCCACAACGACGGCGCCGCAGCCGCAUUCCACGGAGGAUACGCCUUGUGCCAUUGCAAAAUCACGGGCUGAGGCUUUCAUGUCGGCGGAGCCCGAGGCGACAAGGGCUUUUGUGCUUCCGUCGAUAGCCUACAACUGUCUCAAGUCGAUUCCAGUCGACAAGGAAAAUGAUAUGGGCCUCCUCAACUAUUUGGAACCCUAUGUUCAAUUCCAAAGUACACUGGAGCCUCUCGCGGCCCCUCCUGACUUUUAUCUCAUUCCCGGUGUAGAUGUUUUGUCUGGAUUCGGCCAGAUCCGAGCGAAGCUCACCAACGACGAGUAUGACAGUCAAGUGGAUUUUGCACUUGAGCUGUCUUACUUGUUCAUCCAAGCCUCAGAUGGUCAUUUCGUGUACAAACCCGCUAUCCUGGACGUUUUCCAGUUCGGCAGCCUUUCAUCCGUUGUGUCUGUGGCCGACAACGCCACUGCUCUUCCUAGAGUCUACCUUCGGAGUGACUUUGAGCAGUAUGUCGCCAAUGACACUGAUGUGUACGACAUCGAAAGUAUCGAUGGUGUCCCAAUCGUGGAAUUCCUCGAGGCGCAGGCAUGGCGCGCGCUCAGCCAAGAUCCCGAUGCCCAGUACAACUCAUUAUUCGUCAACCCCGCGCAGCUCGCAAUGGGAUCUGGGGAUGGAUUCAGCCCCAGAUUCCCUGGCCAGUCCCCCGAUGUCCAGGUGAUCAAAUUCACCAACGGCACGACCUUUAACGACACUCUUGUUGCCUCGAUCUCGGUGAAGGCUGUCGACUAUAUCGGCUCUGCUGGGGUGAUCCACGAAUACUUUGAGCUGCCUGUCACAGCGACCCCUACCUCGUCAUCCUCGUUGAGCUCUACAGCGUCAUCUACAUCAUCAGCGACGCCGACAAGUACCCAGCUGAGAGGCUACCCUGUACCCGUUGUCAAGCACGCUCAUGACUGGAUCUCUGGAUACUUCAUGAACGGUAGUGAAUACGAAGACAUCGCCGUGCUUUCCAUCCCCGCCUUUUCUCCGUGGACAAUUCCGGAGACAAAGAUCAACGGUACUUUCGAGACGCUUGAGGCCGAGUCAGUGGUGUCGGAGUUCUUGCAAAAGGCUAAGGACGCUGGCAAGACAAAGUUGAUCAUCGACAUGCAAGCAAAUCCCGGUGGCCUCAUCUUUGCCGGAUACCAGCUCUACAACCAACUGUUUCCCAAAGCCGACAUCUGGGACGGGAACCGCCUUCGUGCCCACGCCGCUCUGGAUGCUCUCGGUACCACAGCUGAGAAGGUUGCUCCAGAGAUUCUUUCAGACGCAGUCACCUCUGUCUACAACGAGAAUCAUGAGGCAUACGAUUCUUGGGCUGACCUUUAUGGACCGCAAUUCAUUGGAGAACAGAAUGUGACCCACCUCCUGAGAUACAAUCUCAGCGAAGAAUUCGACUUCAGCACGCAGGAGCAAGUUUUCGAUGCUGAAAAUAUUGUCGUCGUUACAGAUGGCCAGUGCGCGUCGACCUGCACAAUCUUCACUGGCCUGCUGGUUCGCGAGCAGGGUGUCCGAUCCAUCACCCUUGGCGGCCGCCCCAUGGAGUCGGCAAUGCAGGUUAUUGGUGGUGUAGAGGGCGCUCAAGUGCUCAACUUCAUCAACCUGCAGCAGUUCGUUGCGCAGGUCGGCCUCAACGCUUCUCAGAGUAACUUUACAGAGUACCUCGAGGCUGCCUUCGAUGUGCUUCCCAGUAUUGAAGAGCCACCGUUAUUGCCUGCUCUCGCAGAGGCCGGAUCCUUCAACUACCGUAACGCGUACGCACGCGGCGACUUCAACGGUUAUCCGGAACAGUUCAAGUACGAGGCAUCAAACUGCCGUCUAUUUUAUACGGCGGAGAUGAUUGUCGAUCCGGUUGCUAUCUGGAAUACUACGGCGCAGACUGCAUGGGGAGGCGGCCAGUGUGUAAACGGUUCCACUGCCAACGUCAACAAUACUAUCAGUAGUGAUGUUGUUGGCUUUGACAAGAAAGUUUUGAGUACUGUUAAAGCCUAUGACGGACCGGGCAGUCUAUCUUUCAAGGGCGACUACGAGGGACCCCAACCGUACACCCAGAAGUCCAGCAAGCGGUCCAUUAUGGAUCACUUGACGCCCGCUGAGGACUUUGUCUAUGAGGUGAAGCCCAAGAUGGCCUCGGUUUGA